AUGUUGUCCAGUAUAAGAACCGCUGGUGCUAGAAGAGUCUGUGUUGGCGUUCCAAGGGUUUCGUCCGUGUUCUCUCGGGCGUUUACGAUAAAUGAUCGGUUGUUGAACGAGAAGGAAGUAGAGACGAACGAAGCAAAGUCUGAAGUGGUUUCCAAGAGAAAACCACUCAGUCGAAUCGCUAUCGGUGGUAGUUCUGGUAGCUCUCAGAGAAAUCCAGGUGGUUCGAUUGAAUUUACGACAUGGAAAGCGGCAGCAUUGCUGGUGUUAGUCGGAGGUUCGUUGUUCUACUUUUUCGACAAAGAGAAAAGAAGACUUCAGAUCGAAAAGGAGGCUGAAGCUAACAGGGGUUACGGUAAACCGCUUGUGGGUGGUCCCUUCAAACUUAUUGAUCAAGACGGGAACGAAUUCACGGAGAAAAACUUGCUUGGAAAAUUUUCGAUCUUAUAUUUCGGGUUUACACAUUGUCCUGACAUUUGUCCCGACGAACUGGAUAAAUUAGGUGUUUGGCUUGAUAAGUUGGAGAAACGUGGGAUACGGCCACAAUCCAUUUUCAUAACUUGUGACCCAGCGCGGGACCAACCUCAAGUCAUCAAAGAAUAUCUGAGUGAGUUUCAUCCAAGCCUCAUAGGUUUGACUGGUGACUACGACGAAAUUAAGAACGCUUGUAAACAAUAUAGAGUCUAUUUUUCGACUCCACCAACUUUACAACCGGGUCAAGAUUAUUUGGUCGAUCAUUCUAUUUUCUUCUAUUUGAUGGACCCUGAGGGUAAAUUUAUCGAUGCAUUAGGGAGACAAUACGAUGAGAACACUGGAGCAGACAAAAUAGAAGAACAUGUCAAAGCUUAUGUGCCUAGCGACAAGCGUGAGAAAAGGGAGGAAAAAUGGUACUCUUUUCUAUUUAAAUGA
Molecule: messenger RNA, 906 nt
Organism: Lachancea mirantina
Lineage: Eukaryota; Fungi; Ascomycota; Saccharomycetes; Saccharomycetales; Saccharomycetaceae
Source: the annotation of a GenBank genome assembly